Messenger RNA from Micropterus salmoides (largemouth bass), 1996 nucleotides. RefSeq names its product GTPase IMAP family member GIMD1-like. Bases 521 to 1204 code for a protein of 227 amino acids. The record is from RefSeq and is a predicted model, not a curated record. The transcript has 3 exons. Lineage: Eukaryota; Metazoa; Chordata; Actinopteri; Centrarchiformes; Centrarchidae. Gene Ontology annotation, molecular function: GTP binding.
CUCACUCUUGCAAAUUCUGUUAAUUCUGUUAAGACUUUAGAUGUUUUGUACGUAAAUAAAAUAUGGAUUCCUAAAGUGACUAGUAGCAGGUUCAUCGACUGUUAUAUUGGAUCAUUAUGAGACACCUAUAAAGUCAGGUUAAGGUAAGUUUUAGGUGAAAUUGAGUCACACACACACUGAAAAAACUGAUUUAAAGAAAGAAAGUUGUGAUUUACUGAUAGAAUAGCUAUUUUAAGCUGCUUGUGAUUCUCAGGUUAAAACCUUUAGAUUUAAAUGAAAUAAUUUUAGCAAAAUUUUAGCAAUAAGUCACCUAUAACAAAUUUUAUUGUAGAUUGCAAAACAUUUAAAGCGAUAGUUUGCUUUCUAGGGAAUUUGCAUUAUUUUGCCAACUUACCCAGAAGUUUUAAUAUGCUAAAGGGAUGCAUUCAGGAUGCAAAGUAUUUACUCUGCAAUCACUAGAAGCUGUGUUUAUGUUGUUGUUUGUUGUUUAUUUUAAAAGGUAGGUUCAACAUAUCCUGAGAUGGCCGUCGGCAUGAAACAGAGUUGGCGUGGCAACAGCCCUUUCAGAAUCCUCAGUGGUGGCGAGCGUAAUGUGCUGGCACUGAAUGUGCUGUUGCUGGGCGACAGGCAGAGUGGGAGGAGCUCUGUGGGGAAUGCUCUGAUUGGUGGAGAGGAAUUCCAAACAGGCCUCUGCAUUUCUGGCCUUUCUGUAACGAAGGACUUCCAGCUCCUCAGCCGAAAUUUCCAGAAGUAUUUCAGAAGGCAGGGGGCGGAGUCUGACCUCAUGCUGAGAGUGAUUGACACGCCGCCUCUGUUGCCCCGCCCACAGGACGUGCACAAACUCUGCCCCGAGGGCGUGCACGUGCUUGUGCUGGUUGUGAGAGCUGACCUGCCGCACGGCACCAAACACCUGGAGGAUCACAUGGAGACUCUCUUCGGUCCAGAAUGGCGGCGUCACGCUUUACUUGUUCUCACGCACGCUGACCACCUGAAGGAGGCGGGGCUUCGCGCUCCAGUUUUCCUAACACAGACUAGUGAUUGGCUGAGGGCUCUGGCUGAAGAUGUGGAAGGAGGAGUCUCGUUCUUGGACAAUACCUGUGAUUGGCCGUCAAUCAGAGGACGACCGUUGAGAGACCGACUGCUCGGCCUGUCAGCCAGGAACCAUCACAGAGCUCUGACAGUCAGGACAGAGGUCUCACUCUGACUGUUUAAACAGGAACUACACACAUUUGUUUUGCUCAUGUUGGUAUUUAAUGAUUAUCCCAACAAAACUCAAACAAUAUGAAAAGCACAACUCUGGCCAACUGUCUCACACAUGUAGCUUCUGGUUGCUUCAGCAUUAGCAAACCUGAUAAGUGGGCCACCAAAAGACGAUGCUGUACAUGAACAAGAUUUAUUCCUCUUCAGUGGCAGUAAACACAACACAUAGGGCCGGAUUUACUAUAACCCUGAAUAAACAGUACUAAAUUGCGUGUGCAUUCUCAAAUAUUGCACAUGUAUGUUUUCCGCCGUAGAGAGUCGGGAGUAAAAGCAGCCACUGCAUAAAAACUUGGUUUGUUUCAUUCAGUGCGCCCCGAGUAUGUGGAAAUCGUAUGUACCUGCCCAUCCUGCCUGAAAUUGCACUAAGUACUACUUGGAGCAGCACACCUGAAAAACUGUUUUGGGAAAUCCCAGCAGAAACAGCUACAGUACGCUGGAAUGACCCAGACACGAGGAAAUGCCAGCAGAUUGAGCUUCAUCCAUCCAGAGGGAACAAUCACAGACCGUCCGCACCAUGCCCGGUCGCUCCACAAUCUCCUCUCCCUGUACACCUCGACGCCCCAUUCCCUCUCUGAUACCGACGAUGGGUUGUGUUGCUAUUAUGAACACCUUGCUGUGAACAGUUGGUGAUUGUUCCCUUUGGCUGGAUGAAUUUUACGCGUGAUCCAUGCACUACUGCAGCUGGGGGCUCUCUGCAGCACCACGCAACUUUCUAAAUUCUUCCAUCUCACUGAGA